Molecule: messenger RNA, 501 nt
Organism: Drepanopeziza brunnea f. sp. 'multigermtubi' MB_m1
Lineage: Eukaryota; Fungi; Ascomycota; Leotiomycetes; Helotiales; Drepanopezizaceae
Source: RefSeq, a predicted model, not a curated record
AUGUCCAAGCUUAAGCUUCUCGUCUCCCAUAAGUACAACUCAAUUCACAAUCUCCCCGAUACAAUCAAACAAACCGCAACCAUGGGAAAGACUACCAAGUACAACGAUCGAGACUGCGCAGACCACGCCGGCCUUGCUGAUGGCACUGCCGCUGCUACCGAACACCUUCCCCGCUACUUCGCCAAGUCAGGCCACGUCGAUGUUGACCCCAAGAAGACCAAGAAGAAUGGUGCCGGAAAGGGUGGAUGGGGUGUUGAUGGUGAGGAAGUCCAAGAUGAAGGCUUCAACUUCAACAACGCUCGCCGCCGCUCCAACAGCUCCUCUUACGCUGCUGGCUUGAAGGACUUCAAGACCAAGUUCGAGCACGUUGAGCAAGACCCAGUCUUCGAAGAGGACAUCCACGGUGCUAUCCUUGAGGACGAUCUCCCUGCAGCUCAACGUGUCAACACUAAGAGCUCCGAUGGCAGCACUGAUGAGGAUGAGAAGGUCAAGAGCGCUUAA